Molecule: messenger RNA, 9253 nt
Organism: Salvelinus namaycush (lake trout)
Lineage: Eukaryota; Metazoa; Chordata; Actinopteri; Salmoniformes; Salmonidae
Product: zinc finger protein 40-like
Exons: 7
Coding region: 142-8463 (2773 amino acids)
Biological process (GO): regulation of transcription by RNA polymerase II
Cellular component (GO): nucleus
Molecular function (GO): DNA-binding transcription factor activity, RNA polymerase II-specific; RNA polymerase II cis-regulatory region sequence-specific DNA binding
Source: RefSeq, a predicted model, not a curated record
UGGAUUUCUCCGUUGUCCUCCAUUUGCCAUGGAACAAUGUCUGGUUCUUCAGUAGAACACAAACAACACCAGUGUGGGAAGCAUCCUCAGUAUCAAUAGUUACUUUCUACACCGCCUCUGGGUAAUUUGCCUUGUGUUACUAUGAUUUGUUUCUCUGUGCUGGAAACCAACGGUUCUCUUUUUUUUUGUGUUGCAGAUAAAAUCGAAGAAGCACAGAAAGAACUGAAAGAUCCCAAAGCCAGUGCACAGAAAGGGAUCAAUGAGUGUGGUCGAACAAGUGCAGAUAACAUAAAGGGACUGAAGAGGAAAAAGGUUGUGACAGAGAACCAGCUGAAGAAAAUACCCAAAUCUCCUGUGAAGAAGCCCUUGCAGUCCAAGACCUUUGUGGCAACACUCCAACGUACCUCGUCCAAGGAGGCUGCGAACUCCUGCUCCAAUCCCGACAUCCCCUCUCGAAACCCUGCCAGCUCACCAAGCCGGAACAGAGAUACGGAGUACCUUCAGCCUGUUGCUGAAUCCUCUGAGGGAGUGACACCAUCCAUUGACAGUGAUAGGCUGAAGCAGAGGGAAGUGUCUUCCUCAAAGCCACAGUCUCUUGAUCCGGUCAGUGGUAAAGAGGGGUCUGCCUCUGGUGUUGGGGAAUCUGAGCAGCUCAAGGACCGUAAGAGCGGCGCAACUGGAUGUGAAGGUGAAUCUACUUACCACACCAGUGCUCCACUUGAGGUCUUGCUCAAGGCUAUGGAACCGGACUUCAGCUCCUUGGCAGAAAGAAACACACAUUUUCCAGUCACAUCUGUUGGAAAACCAAGUCAAACUCUUUCUGCCCAGUUUAUUAGUGAAUUGAAUGCUAUGCCAGCUGUACAUUUUGGACUCCAAACUCAGCCUGGCCAUAUGCAAACUUACUUUGUAAAUAAACAAGAGAGCUACACCACCGUGCAGGCCUCUACCCAGGCUACUCCCUUGCAGAAUUCACAGCAUGCUACACAGUAUUUCAGCAACCGGGAAAAGCCUGUUCUACAAAUGAGCUUCAGUACUGGGCCCUCCGCUGCCCAAACUCAUGCACCUGUUCCAUCUGGCUCCAAUUCCUUACCCAAGAGCCAGCCGCCGGUGGUGCACACAUGCCAGUCCCUAUCUGCCAGUGUCCCCAGUACCAUUCAAGUCCCUGUUACACCUGGUUACAACCCAGUCCAUAUGGCCACAGUUGUGAACUUUGGUCUUGAACAGAUGUGUAGCAUCUCCCCAAAGCACCAGAAGCCUAAGAAGCAGGGGAAGUAUGUGUGUGAAUACUGCAGUCGGGCAUGUGCAAAGCCUAGUGUGCUCCUCAAGCACAUCAGGUCCCACACAGGAGAACGCCCCUACCCAUGUGUUACAUGUGGCUUCUCAUUCAAGACCAAGAGCAAUCUGUACAAGCAUAAGAAAUCCCAUGCUCACGCAAUAAAACUGGGGCUUGUGGCACGUUCCGACUCUGGAAGUGGGUCCCUCUCCGUGGAGUCUGACAAAGCACCCGGAACACAUUCAGAUGUAGAGGAAAGCGGGGACAGUGACGAGGAAAGUAGCACAGCAGACCUGGACCCUGACUCGUCACAAAGCAGUGUUGCAGCAUUCUCUGAGAGCAGUUUGCAGAGUGCAGGCACAACACAAGGCAACCAUGGGGAUGCAGGGGACCUAUCGGCUGUUUUCGAAACGCUUAAACCAACGACGAGUCAGAGGAGCUACGAGUCCAAAGGGACAGCUGGCCUCCCGAAAGUAGUCGUCUAUCCUGUUAAUGUCUCGCCUCAGCGGGCGGACAGUCCAAGAGUCGCAGACUCUACCCCUGAGCAGGCUACUGCCCAAAGGCAAAGGGACUUCCAAACGGCACAUCUAAGAUCCAGCAUCACCGUCCUGUCGUCCUUGAAAGAGGUGGAUUGCACAAUCCCCCUGCAGGAUGCAGGAAGUGAGGAUGAGGAUCAACAGUGUAGGUCCCCACCAGGAGGCGGACAUGGUCAGCUUCAAAGGCAGCAGGCCACAGACUUUUCUCAGCAGCAGCAGGGCAAGUGUCUGCUUAGUCCCCGCAGUUUAGGCAGCACAGACUCUGGGUAUUUCUCACGUUCUGAAAGCGCAGACCAGGCCAUGAGUCCCCCGAGUCCCUUUGUAAAGCUCACCCCACCAACAGACAUGGAUGUCACCAAAAAUGCACUUCCUAAUCUCCCUGCAGUGGUUGCCACUGUUAUGAAUGUGGCUUCCGUGGAGAAGCCACAUGUUGUGCAAGGACAAAUGCGUCCACCAUUAGUAACAAAAGCACUCUCUCUCGAGGAACGAAUCUCAAAGUUAAUAUCGGACAAUGAGGCAGUGGUUGACGACAAACAGCUGGACAGUGUCAAACCAAGAAGGACUUCUCUUUCCAGGAGAGGUAGCAUAGACUCCCCCAAAUCGUAUAUAUUUAAAGACUCUUUUCAGUUUGACCUUAAACCAAUGGCGAGAAGGUCAAGUUCCAGCUCAGACAUACCCAAGUCCCCAUUCACCCCCACAGAAAACUCUAAGCCAGUAUUGCUAUUGUCUGUACCUAAUCAGUAUCCACCGAUGGACUGUUUACCAAUAACAAGAAGUAAUUCUAUGCCCACAACUCCAGGGCACUCGGGUCUCCCACCAAACGUUACCCAACAACCCCACAUACUACGGAUCUGCCAGUCUUUUGAUGAAAAAAUGAGUUCCUUAAACGAUGAUGUGUUUUCAUCUGCUCCCUGUACCCCAAAUCCAGCAAUACAUUCUCGUACCCUUGUACGUCAAGUAGCAGUGGAACAUUUCUCCACAAGUGAGGUCCUUUCCUCAGUCCGUUCCAUGGAUGAAGGUUACCAUGGUUCUAGCGUUUCCACUGUGACAAUGCAAAGGAGCAGGUCUUUUGAGCAUGCACAAGACCCAAACCGAAAGCCUCAGCAGAGCAAAGGCACAAUGUAUGAGUGUGAGACCUGUCGUAAUCGAUACCGAAAACUAGAAAACUUUGAAAAUCACAAGAAAUUCUAUUGUUCAGAACUUCAUGGUCCGAAAAACAAGCUGAUGUCUGUCAGAGAGACUGAGCUGGAUGUUUUUCAGCGUGGCAUGCAGCAGCCAUUAGUUCCCAGAUCAACAGGUAUUUCAGGCAUAAUGGACCAACAGCAAUCAAUUAGAAAAAGAAGGAAAAUGAAGAGUGUUGGUGACGAUGAUGACCAAUCACCAACUGACACCAAUCCCCCAUGCUCUGUUAGUUUUGAUUCUUGCCAACUAUCAACAGCCAGUUCAGGUCAGACAUUUUCUCAGCACUCUAUCAUGGUUGAUCUACUGCCUAAAAGCAACCCACCUCAAAUACCUCAAAUUCAGCUAGUAGCAGGAGUUACAGAAUCAAGACUGUCACCGAUCAGAGAAACCCAGGUUAACACCUCUGGUAAAGAAAGAGGCGACCUACAGAGGCAAGGCAGCGGUACAUCAGUUAUCAGACAUACCAACUCUCUAAGCAGGCCCAAUUCAUUUGAGAUCUCUGAAUCCAUUGACAGAGCCUCUCCUGUUGAUUUCCUGGACAAAGAUGGCCAUAGAACAGGAAAAACUAAGGCAGAUGCUACAGCCAAUCUUUCAUUAGAGAGCUACCAUGAAAAGAUGUCCAUACCUAAAUGUGCCAACCAGGGAGGGAUGGAAAACCGUGUUGACCGCACAUUAGCAGCAGUGGCUGAGAGCUGUGCUGCUGUCCAGCAGUCUCGCCUGGUUCGCCAAAACAACAUUCCUGAAAUCCUGGUCACAGAGGAACCUGAUCGGGAGCAUAACGGUCAUAGCACUGAGCAAGGGGAAAAGGCUGCAGAUACAUUCAACUGGCCCCAGAGGAGCGAGAGCCUGUCCAAGCUACCCACAGAGAAGCUUCCACCCAAGAAGAAGAGAAUCCGUCUGGCUCAGAUGGAGCACUCCUCUGGAGAAUCCAGCUUCGAGUCCUCACUGUCUCGAAGCCUCAGCAGGGACAGUAGCCUCUCAAGAUGUUCCAGCGUAUCAGCCUCCUUCGACUGGGACGAGCCAUUAAGGUCCGAGAGCCCCUCCAGAGGAGAAUGUGUCAACAAAAUCUGUGAUCUUCAAGGGCUACCAAUAGCCUUCAACACCCUAGGGGUCCCUGGCAUGAUGAGACGUGCUGCCUCAGAACAGAUCAGUUGCACUCAACCCUCAGUAGAGAUCUCUUGCGACUAUCGCAGCAAGUCCUUCGACUGUGGCAGUGGGUCUCCCAGCAGGUCUCUGCCACCCAACAGGUCAAUGUCACCAAUGGAACUGCGAAAGAGUCCUCAAACCUCCUCGUCUCCGCAUGUACCUCUCAUUGAAAGGCGAAGGGGGCCACUGGUUCGCCAGAUGUCUUUAAAGAUUGGGCCGGAGAGUCAGCAACAUGUCGGCAAUCAUGCCAUCGCUGUCCAGAGGCUCCCCACUGUAAUCUCUAUAUCUCAGCAGAGGCCUCAACAGAUGCAACAGACUGCCAACAAUCCUCCCAUUGCCCAAAAUUUUAUUUUGCAUUCUGGAGAAACUCUCCAGCAACACAACGAAAAAAUGGUGCAAAGCAUUAACCUGGGCAGCCAAAGUCAACUGCCUCAAGUUCAUGGUCUUCCACACCCUUGGCACCUAACAUCAAGGGUUCAGACAUGCCAAAAUCAACAGCAAUCUGCAGUUAAUGUCGUGAUCAGCCAAGAAGAUGCUCAGAACAAGUCUGCUGACUCUCAAGACAAGAAAAGCUUUGUGCCCAAGUACCAACUGCGGUGUCCUGCUCUGAGAUCAAGCAUAACAUACUCUUCCACACAGGGUACUCAGACAACCUUGCCUGUCUUAACAAUACCCAUUGCCAACCGGAUGCAAAGUGUGUCAAAGUCUUCAGAUGUUCUCCACAAUGUCUAUGUGGCACAGCCGUGUCAUCAGAUUGUAGGGAAUAAGACACAGUCGAUAAUAUUGCCUAUAGGCCUACAAAACAACCGACCUUCUCAAAACCAGCCAGGUGCUCCCCAAUUACCACAGAUCCUGAUAACCCAUGAGCUGAUACAUCCUUCCCCCUCUGUGGCCAGUAAAGGCAGCCUCUACAACCUUCAUGUUGUAAAUACAGACACAAAGACUGUACCAGAUAUGAACAAGGACAGGCCUCCAGCAUCUGCUGGCCUUCAAGUAAAACACAGUUUAGUUUCCAAUACCCAGAACCAUUUUGGUGAAACUCAAAUAGCUCCCUCCCUGGGCUCCUUACACUGCACCCAGAAAAUGGCAGCUGUGACCCUCUGUCCACAACAGGAGCCCAUUGCCUCAAGCAAGAGAAUGCUCUCCCCUGCCAAUAGCUUGGACAUCGCCAUGGAAAAACAUCAGAAGCGAGCAAAGGAUGAACAUGGUGCUGCAUGCCUCACUGACGGCAGGUCCGUCAACUACCUGAACUCCAACAUGGCAGAGGUGACUAGGCAACGGAAACUAAUGCUAGUCCGGCAGGUGUGCGCCACUGAAUCAUCAGACAGUCCCAUUGAAACUGUGGCUCCUCCACUGCAACACGAGAAACCAGAGGAUGAAAAGAACGCCCAGACUCCUAAUAACCUCAAGACUAUGACACCUGAAAGCACUGAACAGGAUAAACCAUCUACUGUAGUUGCUCAAUUACAGCCAAGCUUUGCAUUAACCACCUCUCCAGGAAGUCACGUCUCCGCCGUGCCAGCGAACGCCUGCCUGAAGCCUCAAGACAAGAGCGAGGAACAGAAAUGGCCCCCUGCCAAGUGUCCCAUUAGACCCUCUACUUUCCACGGACAGGUGAAACUGGCCUCAUCUGUAUCUGUGGUCAACACACGAGACAGCCACCGCCUGUCUUUCCCCAGCCUGAAAACGACCACCACCUUCACCUGGUGUUACCUGAUGAAGAGGAAGCCUCUGCAUGUUCCCCAGAUGGACCAGAAGAUCUCGGCCUACUCCACCUGGGCAGUGAGCCCCAACAACCCCCACCCACUGGGCCUGCCCACCAAGGUGGUGAUGUCUCUCUUCAACUCCAAGCAGAACUCAAAGAAAAUACACUACACAGAGGCCAUAACGACAAGUAUGAAAUCAGACAUCUUGGCCUAUUCAAGCAAGCUGAAAGACGUCAUGCCUAAGGUCCUAAAGCAUCAGAAGUCUCUAACAGCUGAGAAUAACAGCAAAGUGAAACCUGAGACUCAGGUGAGCAGUGAAUCAGACAAGGAUUCUUCCUCAUCCAAACUAGAGCCACGGAGAGUCAAAAUAUUUGAUGGAGGAUUGAAAUCUAACGAAGAGUAUGUGUACGUGCGUGGGCGGGGUCGUGGUAAAUACAUCUGUGAGGACUGUGGGAUCCGCUGCAAGAAGCCCAGCAUGCUCCGUAAACACAUCCGCACCCACUCUGACGUACGGCCCUAUCACUGCACCCACUGCAACUUCUCCUUCAAGACUAAAGGGAAUCUGACCAAGCAUAUGAAGUCCAAGGCACACAGUAAGAAGUGUAUAGAGAUGGGUGUGGAGGACCAGGAUGCAGAAGACUCGGGAGACCAUAGCCAGGUGGGCAGUACAGACCGCCCAGAUUCAGACGGAGAGGACUCCGAAGGUGCUGAUGAUGACAACGAAGAUGAUAAUGAGGAAGAGGAGGAUGACAGCCAGGCUGAGUCGGGCCUGUCCACCAACCCCUCGGUCUCAGCCAGCCCCCAGCACAUCCCCUCCUCCCUCCAGGCUGAGCUCCCUCCCAGCUCCCUUCUGGCCCAGUUGUCCAUCCACCACCACCCAGCUGCCCUGUCACUCCCCCAGCCCCCUGCCUCCGACUCCCACACUCACGAUGCCUCAGACACAGAAUCCGUGCCCAUGCUGAGCCCUGUCUCCCUGGUCAAGCAGAUGUCCAUCUCCGGAGGCUUCUCCAGCCCCUUGCCCUACUCCCCGCCCCCCCACACAUCCGGCACAGAGUCGGUGCCCAUGAUGAGCCCUGUCUCGCCGUGCAGGCAGAUGUCCAUCUCCGGAGGCUUCUCCAGCCCCUUGCCCUACUCCCCGCCCCCCCACACAUCCGGCACAGAGUCGGUGCCCAUGAUGAGCCCUGUCUCGCCGUGCAGGCAGAUGUCCAUCGAUUACCCUGACUUUGACGUGCCCCCUUGUCCCCCCGCACCGGGCAAGAGCUGCUCCAAGCUCAGCCAGGAUGGCACUUUGGCCCUGUCAGUGAGUGACCCAGGUGUCCCUGUCGGGACAGAUGUCAGCACUCAGACCUCCUCCUAUGGCCUCCAGACAUCCUCCUAUGGCCUCCAGACAUCCUCCUACAGCCCCUUGCACUUUCCUUCCCAGGGCCCGACCCAAGGACCAGGGGCCACACAGGGGACAAACACCCACCUCUUCAGCCACCUGCCUCUGCACUCCCAGCAGCCCUCACACUCCCCCUACAACAUGGUCCCCGUGGGGGGCAUCCAGCUGGUUCCCGCUGGCCUGGCAGCCUAUUCCACCUUCGUGCCCAUCCAGGCUGGCCCUGUCCAACUCACCAUCCCCGCUGUGAGCGUCAUCCACCGGAACACCAGCCCCCUCCCAUUCCCCAACUCCUCUCACUCCCCCGAGGCUGAUGGUAUGGUGAGUCCCUCAUCCCCCGUCAACCAGUCUCUGGUGGUCCAGGAGCCCAUCAGUAGUAUCAUGCCCUGCUUCCCCCUUGGGCAGGUGGCUGGGCUGGGGCUGGUGGCUGGGCUGGGGCAGGGGCAGGUGGCUGGGCAGGUGCCUGGGCUGGGGCAGGUGACUGGGCUGGGGCAGGUGGUUGGUCUACCGGCCCUCGGGGCCUCCCACCAGACGCUGCAGUCCAUGGGUCUGGAGACUCUGACCCUGACCAGCUCAGAAGGCCUGACCUCCACCCAGCUGCUAUCCCAACGUGGCCUGUCGCUCAAUGCCACCUUGGGCCUGCAUGUCCUGGCUCACACCCCCACCUCACAGAGCAGGACAGUCCCCCACCACCACACCCACAUCUCCGGCCUGCAGAUCCUCAACAUCGCCGUUCCCACCCUCAUCCCCUCCCUCAGCCCCCUCUCCGGCCUCAGUCCCCUCGCCGGACCCUUUGAGAGGCAGGGCAGCCUCGAUGCCCCAGGAGCCCCACGGGCCCCUCAGCCCUCCUCUCAGACUGAAAUCGGACCCUCAGUCAGCUGUCUGUCUGCUGCUUCCCAUCCCACCGCCACCCUGAGGGGAAGUCCCGCCCAGGAAUUGGCAUCAUCAUGCAGCAGAUCAGGGUCAGGGGGUUCCGGAGGUUUCAGAGGCUCUGAUGACACACAGACUUCAGAAAAGAAAGAGAGGGUAACAACAUCGCUAGCACAGCCAGCUCCAGCCCCAGCUCCAGCCCCAGCUCCUGACAGGGGUCUGGAUAAGAAUAAGAAACCUCCAGCAGAGGGAGCCAGUGAGCCUGUCACGCCUCGGAGGCAGUCGAUGCCCUCACGACAGCAGGAAACGGAAGACUACAAUGAUGACUCGGCAUCCAGCGAUGAUGAGGACAGACUGGUCAUCGCCACCUGAAACCCCCAACCGAAUAGCCUGAUUAAAACCAGACUGAAUGCUGAGUUUACAAUGGUGAUCUCAACGUUCAAUCUGGUUAACCAGGCUACUUAUCAAUGUUCUUAUUUUGUAAUGGUUGUCACUUUCUAAGACUGAAAACACUUCAGGGUGGGUUUGUUUCUCUGCAAAUCACCAUUCAAAGCACAGUUUCUGACAUUCAUAUUGUAUGUGCAAUCAAUAGAUGCUUAUGAUAAUGAUCUUUUAACUUUUUUGUCAGCUCCAGACAAUUUUUUCUUUUGUACAUGUUGUAUAGACAAUUGUGCCUUUUUUGUAGUUGCUUGUUUUAGUAACCUGUAAAUAAUACCUUACAAAUUCAGUAGUUGCUUGUUGUAUUAACCUGUAAAUAAUACCUUACAAAUUCAGUAGUUGCUUGUUGUAUUAACCUGUAAAUAAUAACUUACAAAUUCAGUAGUUGCUUGUUGUAUUAACCUGUAAAUAAUACCUUACAAAUUCAGUAGUUGCUUGUUUUAUUUCAAUGAAAUGGAACUAAAUAGAAAAAAAUGUACCUUUACCGGUUUUAUUUUGGAAAGUUAACGUCAAUUGUAAAUUUAUGAGAAGAAAAACCUGAAUGUGUUGCACUUGGACAUUUCAUUGUUUCUGUGUACAGAUGUUGUGUUCAACUAUUUAUUACAGUAUAUUCCAUGUGGUGCCCAUGAUGCUUCAUGUCCAUAGGUAUGUGUAAUAUGGUAGAUUUUCAUUGCAGUAUCACUAUUAUUAUCAACUGUAUCAGUAAAACUUUGUUUACACACAU